This is a messenger RNA of Paramacrobiotus metropolitanus, 1162 nucleotides long. RefSeq names its product NAD(P)H-dependent FMN reductase PA1204-like. The record is from RefSeq and is a predicted model, not a curated record. Bases 248 to 916 code for a protein of 222 amino acids. Gene Ontology annotation, molecular function: FMN binding; oxidoreductase activity. Gene Ontology annotation, cellular component: cytosol. NCBI's taxonomy places the organism in Eukaryota, Metazoa, Tardigrada, Eutardigrada, Parachela, Macrobiotidae. The transcript is spliced from 5 exons.
CUGUAAUUUUAAAGUAAGGAAAGUGCAUUUUUAAUACUCUACAUGUUAAAACGCGUACACGGAAACCACUUGCAGUUCGUUUUCAAGAUUGUCUGCUAUCAGAUUUAAGAAUUAUGUUGCACUGAAAUAUACCAAGAAAGUAGUCGCUUGGUCUCUCUACUUUUUGUAGGUCCGGGUAUUACUAUUCCAUACACACCAAAAAUUUACAAAUUUUAGUGCGUACAGCAGUACACUGACGGCAAUAAACAUGGUUCCUGCAGCAGGACUGCAUUUCAUUUUAUUUUUUGGCUCCGUGAGGGACCCCCGCAACGCUGACCGGGUUGCCCCUUAUGUGAUAAAAGCGUUCGAGGACAGGAAUGUCACCGUUACCGUUUUCGAUGCGAAAGAAAUGCAUUUCGAUUCUGUUAUCAAACCGAUACAGUAUUAUGGAAGAAACGAAACCAAACCAGCUGAAUUAAUGAAGUUUAAUACGGAAAUUAAAAAAGCGGAUGGCUUUAUUGUGAUGACCGCCGAAUACCAUGGACAAAUCGCACCAGGUUUAUUGAAUCUGAUGAACCAGUUUCCCCCAAACUCAUACGUAUUCCGGCCAAGCGCAAUUGUUGCAUAUUCAAAAGGACGUUUUGGAGGUAUACGAGCAGCGAUGCAGCUUCGAACAUACUUGGCCGAUAUCGGAACUCUUCAAAUGCCUGCAAUUCUGUCGAUUCCUUUUGUUGAACAGGCCUUCACAGUUGAUGCAAAAACGGAAAAUGCGGAUGUAAACAAAUCUAUGAAUUUGUUAGCGGAUCAGUUGAUUUGGUAUGCGGAAGCCAUUAAAUUACAACGCGAAGAAUCGGGAUAUCGCUGUGAGGACUGUUAUGAUGACAACAACUUGGCUUCCAAAGGGCUACCGUACAAAAACAAGAAAUGGUCAAAAUAGCUGAAAAAUCUUCUGGUUUUUUAAAAUGAUAUGUCUAGUUGGCCGUACAGUGGCGUACGCAGAUACCUACAGUCUGUACAACAUGACAUUGUACGAGUAUAAAAUGACAUCCUUGCGCCGUUUUGGAAGAAAAUAGUAAUUUCGGUGUGCAUGAUGCGCGACAAACUUUAUUUCGGAUGUGCUUGUAAUUUUAGUGCCAUUUUUCCAACCAUUUGCGUUGAUGAUAAGCAAUAAAAAAUAAUGGAA